Molecule: messenger RNA, 1024 nt
Organism: Colius striatus (speckled mousebird)
Lineage: Eukaryota; Metazoa; Chordata; Aves; Coliiformes; Coliidae
Gene: CPLX2
Product: complexin 2
Exons: 5
Coding region: 281-685 (134 amino acids)
Biological process (GO): synaptic vesicle exocytosis; neurotransmitter transport; regulation of neurotransmitter secretion
Cellular component (GO): SNARE complex; terminal bouton
Molecular function (GO): syntaxin binding
Source: RefSeq, a predicted model, not a curated record
GGGCCCCCCCGUGCCGCUACGGCUCCCGCCUCCCUUCCGGCGGCGGCUCGUUCCCUGCGCCGGGGGCGGACGGGGCGGACCGGAGCCGCGCCGAGCACGGGCAGGCCCCGCUCUCCCUGCGAUGCUCAGCCGCCCCGGCACGGCCCUCGUCCCGCUGCGUUAGGUGCCGAAGCCCGCGGACGCCUGGCGCUGCGCACACCAAGGUGGCCCUGGUCAGUGAGCCCGGACGGCAGUGGCUGAGCGCUGGGCACUGGCCUAGCCACACGCACACAGCGGCACCAUGGACUUCGUCAUGAAGCAAGCGCUGGGCGGGGCCACCAAGGACAUGGGGAAGAUGCUGGGGGGCGAGGAGGAGAAGGAUCCCGACGCGCAGAAGAAGGAGGAGGAGAGGCAGGAGGCGCUGCGCCAGCAGGAGGAGGAGCGGAAAGCCAAGCACGCCCGCAUGGAGGCCGAGCGGGAGAAAGUCCGGCAGCAGAUCCGUGACAAGUACGGGCUGAAGAAGAAGGAGGAGAAGGAGGCGGAGGAGAAAGCCGCGCUGGAGCAGCCGUGUGAGGGCAGCCUGACGCGCCCCAAGAAGGCGAUUCCGGCAGGCUGUGGGGAUGAGGAGGAGGAAGAGGAGGAGAGCAUCCUGGACACCGUCCUCAAGUACCUGCCCGGCCCGCUGCAGGAUAUGUUCAAGAAGUAACAGCACCGCCAACCCUGCCAUGGGGUGCUGGGGCACGGGCGCCCUCUCCCCUCCGACCCCUCCAUCAGUUCCCUUGGCCCCGGGGAGGGUCCCCACACCCCCUCCUCACCCCCUCUUUGCCUUUUUCCCUCCCCCGACCAGACCAAAAACCCGCCCCGUCCCGUCCAGGCAGGGCCCUCCCUCCACGCCGUGCCGAAGGGGAGCGGCCCUGGCAGGACAGGGUGAACCGGGACCAAAUGCACUGAUGUAACCUCGCGGCAGGCUGAGGGGCACUCCGGGCCCUACCGGCCCCCCUGCGGGGGCUGCCCGUGCCCCCAGCCCUGCCCCUCCUGCCCUCCC